GAAAAAAAAAAAACAGGUCUUUCAGGUCAGGGUCAGGUCUUCUUCCAGCAAACCAUCUCCAAAACCUCAGAAAUAGGGAAAAAGUUUCAAUCUUUCUCCUUCUUUUUUAUUUUUUUCUUUUUGUGUUGCUUCUCCUUCUUCCUCCAGAAUCGUUGAUUUCUUUUAAGGAUAAGAAGAGGAGAAGAAGGCGAUUCACAGAUUAGCCCCUCCUCGAGGGUUUUGAGCUCGGAGGAUAUGAAAGGGGCAAGUGGUAUUAAGAAGAAAACCCAGGUGUCGAACGAAGCUGGUGAGGCGGAGACGGCUUUGGAAGAAGCUGUCGGAGAAACCCGGAAAAUAAGUGGUGGAGACGGUGGGUUUGUCAGUGACGACGGCGGAGGAGGAGGAGGAGGAGGAGGAGGAGGAGGUGGAAGUGGAGAGUUGAAUCUUCGCGAGAUGGGUGAUGACAGGCGUACGGAGGAUGGUGAAGAGUAUGAAGAAGAGGAUGAGGAUGAAGAUGAUGGAGGUGAUGAGGAAGAUGAAGGAGAAGGAGAAGGAGGUGGAGGGCAAGAUGAAAGACCAAAGCUUGAUGAAGGCUAUUUCGAAAUCGAAGCUAUUCGUCGUAAGCGAGUUAGAAAAGGCAAGGUCCAGUAUCUUAUUAAAUGUUAUAAACUCGGUUGUGAAAGGCGCGGGUGGCCCGAAACAGCCAACACAUGGGAGCCUUUAGAGAAUCUCCAGUCUAUUGCUGAUGUUAUUGAUGCAUUUGAAGGAAGUUUGAGGCCAGGAAAACCUGGUAGGAAGCGGAAGCGCAAAUAUGGAGGUCCUCAUUCUCAGAUGAAGAAGAAGCAACGUCUAACAUCUACAUCACAUGACGCUACUGAGAAAUCUGACUCUUCUACGUCUCUCAACAACUCUAGCCUUCCUAUUCCUGGUACGCAAGACCUAAGCGGUUCAAGUCUUCUAAAAGGAGAUGAGGAAGCAAAGAAUGCUUAUGCAUCCAGCCAAGUUGAAGCUAACAGCGGGAGUGUUGGGAUGGUCAGGCAAGUUAGUUUGGUUGAAGAUGAGAAAGAAUAUGAUCCAACACUUAACGAAUUAAGGGGACCAGUCAAUAAUAGUAACGGUGCAGGAUCUUCUCAAGGAGGAGGCAUUGGUUCUGAAGGUGAUACUGUAAGACCCAAUGGCCUUCUCAAGGUUUAUCCUAAGGAGCUUGAUAAGAACAGUCGUUUCAUAGGUGCUAAGCGGAGGAAGUCUGGUUCUGUGAAAAGAUUCAAACAAGAUGGAUCCACAAGUAACAACCACACAACACCUACAGAUCAGAAUCUGACUCAAGAUUUGACUACAUUAGACUCUUUUGGUAGAAUUGCAAGGAUGGGGAAUGAAUAUCCUGGUGUGAUGGAAAACAAUAAUUUGUCUCAGAAAACCAAGAUUGAGGAGUUGGACAUCACAAAGAUACUUAAACCGAUGAGCUUUUCAGCAUCUGUAUCAGACAAUGUCCAGGAUGUGUUGGUGACCUUUUCAGCGCUGAGGUCUGAUGGGAAGGAAGUGAUGGUGGACAACAGAUUUCUCAAGGCUCACAAUCCUCAUCUGCUGAUUGAAUUCUAUGAGCAACAUCUCAAGUACAAUCGCACUUCUUAAAUCACUCCGAAAGGUAAGAAUUUGUUUGUACACAGCACCUGUAGGUAGAAAAAGAUUAGAUGGUUUUUUUUGUUCGAGCAACGCAACAUGUAGAGUCGAGGUAGCGGCAAGUGGCUUUUUGUAUCGCGUCUCCGGGAGGUUUCAGAUUGUAUUUAUCUCCUCGGGUUCGUUAUGUUUUACUCUCUAUCAUAGUAAAUCUUGUCACUUGGACUUUUGCUUCUUAUAGCGGAGGUUUUGUUGCACUUG
This is a messenger RNA of Camelina sativa (false flax), 1857 nucleotides long. The record is from RefSeq and is a predicted model, not a curated record. NCBI's taxonomy places the organism in Eukaryota, Viridiplantae, Streptophyta, Magnoliopsida, Brassicales, Brassicaceae.